UUUAAAUAAAGUUAUUUAAAUUGAAACAAAAUGGCAGCGCCCUGUGUGUCUCUCAUGCAGCUGUGCUGAAGCUGUAAAGAAGACGAGGAGAAAUGCGUUACCUGCUUUAAAUACAGGUAACGGCGGCUGUGUUUGUUUUUAACACUUCUGCAGAAGCGAAAAGUUUUUUAUUAGAGCCGAAGAAGAUCCGAAAUUUAACGACAUUUCCAUUGUCGGUUGUUUUAUGCUCCAAACAGUCAUGGCGGCUCCCGGAAAGCCGACUAAAAAGGAAAUCAAAAAGCAGACUCCAGCCAAGACCUCCUUCACUUCACCCUUUGCCUCAAAAUGGAGCCCGCUCCCCCAAGAGGACAUGCACUUCAUCCUGAAAACUCUGAAGGAUAAGUUGAUCUCAAUGGGUCUGGAGAAAAAAGAAGUGAAAGUGUUUCGCCCAUGGAGGAAAAAGAAAAGCAAAAAACCUGAUGUCGCACCACAACCUGUUCCCCAGGUGAGCGAUUCCUCCAAAAACGGCUGGACAGAUGUGGCAGCCAGACGGCAGCUGGCCAUCGGCAUCAACGAGGUGACCAAGGCUCUGGAGAGAAACGAACUCAGACUGCUGCUCGUGUGCAAGUCUGUCAAACCGAAACACAUGACUAAUCACCUGAUUGCGCUGAGCACCACCAGAGGAGUGCCGGCCUGCCAGGUGCCUCGCCUGAGCCAGAGUGUGUCGGAGCCGCUGGGGCUGAAAAGCGUGCUCGCCCUGGGGUUCAGAUGGUGCUCCUCCAGUGACGGUGGGGUGUUUACCGACACUGUCGAUGCCAUUAAGCUCAGAGUGCCUACAUUGGACAUGGCAUGGCUGCAAGGUGCUAAGCCUGAAGAACCUGUUGCCAUGGAGGAGGAGGAAGGUGGUGAAAGAAGGGGACAAAAAAGGAAACUGGAAAGUGAAUCUGAGGAGGUGUCAGAGUCUCCCUCCUGCACUCUGCAGCCUCUCCAGGUGAAGAGAAUCGUUGCUAACCCUGCAAAGAAAAAGAAAGGGAAGCCGAAGAAAAAGCUGUAAAGUGAAAGAGAAACUUUAAAGACUGUUUAGCUCAGGAGUUUCCAGUGUUGUUUAUUUUUUGGUUUUUGAACAGUGCUUGCAGCCUCAGUCUGGACAUUACUUAUGUGAAUAGUUUAUAUAAAGAAUUUCUGGAAGCGUAAAGAGAAAAAAAGGUUUUUGGGAACAAGGUUUAGACUUUUCUGCCAAGUAUUUUUUAUCUGGGGAACCCUCAGACCUUCAGGUUUGCAUUCAUUGUUUCAGCAGAUUAGUAGCAUUGCAUUUGGUUUCAUGCAUAUUUAUACAAUUGAAUAUGGUCUGACUGAAGUUUGAAUUUCAAUUUGUCCACAAUUAAAGCUGGUCUGCACACAUUGUUUUUAUAAAGGCAAUUAAGUUGUUCCUGGUAUUUUGAUAGUGCUGUUUGUUUUAAAUGGAGCUUGUAAUAUUUGACCCUCAAAUGAAAUAUAUUUCCUCUAUAUCAUAGAGAGGGCUGCCUUUACACCACCACCAUCUUGGAGCUGUUCUGCUGGAUUACUCGGGUACUAAGUAGAAAGUAGUAGUACAUUCAUGUUGAAAUGUAAGCAGAAGUUUUAGCCCUCAUAGGCAAAAAUGAGCCAACUUAACUUCCACACAAGGUGCACCUUAUCUGAUAGAAUAGGAAGCAUCAAUUACAUAGUAGCUAUUCCCAUAAUUAAGACAUCAACUAUGAGUGUUCACAAAAUGUCCUUACCCAUUUUUCAUGCGUGCCAUGUUGUCUGCACACCCGACAGUUCAAUAAACCCUGUGUUGAUUACAGAUUGUGGUUAUGUCCUGAAACAAAUGGCAGUUGCAUUAGAUAACUACAGAGCACUUUAUGAGCCAACCUGCUUCUUUAAUGAGAAUUAUGGCUCAUUAAAGAAGCAGAAGCUCAUCAGUGUUCACUGACAGUAUUCUCAUUAAAGGUAUUGCAUGACUCAGUGUCUUUCGAACUUCUAUGUCCUGUGGAUGUCAAAUGAUAUAAAUGGUCUAAUCAUACAACGUAUGUUGGCGGCGACGUGGAUGUGCCCGCCCACUGCUAAAGAGACACGACAUACAAAAGCAACAUGGACACAUGGGAGACGAGAAACAGAACCAUGAAUACUAUUAAAUCAAAGGACACAAAUUAAACCAGAUUCACACAGUCCAAAAGAUAAACCCUGGAUCACUUGACCAAGGGCCAUGACACUAUCACACAAAAUUUAAAACUCUUCUUUUAAGUAAAUAAACGAAGCAGUAGGGAAAUUUAAUAUUUGUUUUUUUUUAUUUUUUAUUUGCAGCUAAAUACACUUUUUGUUGUUUUUUUUAAUAUUUGCAGCUUUUUGUGCUCCCUAUCAAGUGAACCCCUCACCUGAAAUAAUUGAAAUAAAAUGACAUUUUAAAUGAUAAACCCCAACAAUCAAAUGAUCCCCUAUGAACAAGCACUGGGCAACGGUGGCCAGGAAAAACUCCCUUUCACAGGAAGAAACCUGAGGCAGAACCAGGUUCAGGAAGGGGCAGUCAUCUGCCGCGACUGGUUGGGGGGUGAGGGGCAAAAUAAAACUUAAAGGAGAGCACGGCAUAGUUAUCGGAGGUUGGUGUAGUUGGUGGACCGUGGUUGGAAAGCAGGGGAGGUGGACGCACCUGAGCGCCAAUCUGCAAUCAUGCCUUGCUGGUUUAAAGGCUGAACUAGGUCCUGCUGUGUUGUUGUUGCUUCUGUGUGUGGCUGUGAGCUGCAAAGCUGCAGCCAUCUGUAGUGGUAAACCUGUAGUAAUAAAAGUAGAUGAUGAAAAACAUGAGUAUAUGGUCAGGUCUGUCGUGCGUCUUUCACAAGAUUAUAAACAGGGGUGCACAUAAGUGGUCCGCAGGUGCGCAUCAGUUAUAAACACAAUGCCACAGGGAGCAGCUGGGUCAUUCACGUCAGGUGGACAUCUUUGAGAAGACCCAGAAAGCUGCAGGAACAAUAAGGGCCGCUGUGGCAAGACCUAAACCUACUUUAAGUAGGCAUUUGGCACCACGAUGCCACAUACCAGUACCCUGAACCUCAUCCUGAGGUGGUUGAGCAACAGGAGUCUCAAGUCCCUCAGGUUCAGCAGCAUUUUUGGUUUUUGAAAACUGUAAUUCUUCCAUUUGACACUGAAUAGUUUUUAAAGCUUUCUCGAGAUCUGCAUUCCGUUUCUUUAGUUCAUUUCUCUCGCUUUCAGCCUUGGACAGCUGAACAACAAUGGUGUUGUUCUGUUCAAGGAGAGACUCUUGCGUUUCCUCAAGUUCAUGCACAUUUUGCUCAAGUGCUCCAAUCUGCAGUGUUAUGUUUAUGGGCACCCCCUCUAUCUCGCUUAUGCGAAUUUUCUUUUUGGGCUCCAUGCCCUGGACUAUUCCUCUCUCCCCUGAGUUGGACGGUCCUUCCUCUCUCGUUUCUCUGUGAGACACUGAAUUGCUGGACGGUUCCUGUGACAUUUCUAUAAAAGUUUCGCAAAAAAACAAAACAAAACCGCUAACUGAAUAAUUUCAGUGUUAAACUUUUCUCUUUCCCAAGGAUUCCUGGCUUGCGAAAACAACUAG
This is a messenger RNA of Haplochromis burtoni (Burton's mouthbrooder), 3565 nucleotides long. RefSeq names its product ribonuclease P/MRP 38 subunit (gene rpp38). The coding region runs from base 224 to 1033 and encodes 269 amino acids. The transcript has 2 exons. Gene Ontology annotation, molecular function: ribonuclease P activity; ribonuclease P RNA binding. The record is from RefSeq and is a predicted model, not a curated record. Gene Ontology annotation, biological process: tRNA 5'-leader removal. NCBI's taxonomy places the organism in Eukaryota, Metazoa, Chordata, Actinopteri, Cichliformes, Cichlidae. Gene Ontology annotation, cellular component: fibrillar center; ribonuclease MRP complex; nucleolar ribonuclease P complex.